Messenger RNA from Melanotaenia boesemani (Boeseman's rainbowfish), 3593 nucleotides. RefSeq names its product sterile alpha and TIR motif containing 1 (gene sarm1). Gene Ontology annotation, biological process: negative regulation of MyD88-independent toll-like receptor signaling pathway; signal transduction; response to axon injury. Gene Ontology annotation, molecular function: signaling adaptor activity; NAD+ nucleosidase activity; protein binding. The coding region runs from base 726 to 2864 and encodes 712 amino acids. NCBI's taxonomy places the organism in Eukaryota, Metazoa, Chordata, Actinopteri, Atheriniformes, Melanotaeniidae. The record is from RefSeq and is a predicted model, not a curated record. The transcript is spliced from 8 exons. Gene Ontology annotation, cellular component: dendrite.
UGUUUUUCUUGAACUCCACAAGAGGGCCUACAGUGUUUACGUUUUCAUACAGACAGGCGCAUGCUCCAACGCGGGGGUAUAGGACAGAGAGGGUGGGGGGGAGUGGGGCAGAGGGUGAGCGCCUCUAUUCUUGUCUUCCACGGCAGUAUCUGGAACCGGUAGCCAGUGCAAACGCUUAAAGAGACACAAAGGACCCAAAAGGAUGUCAUAAGGAUGCGACAGAUCAGGAGCUGCCAGAGACAAGUAUUACAUUAGAUUUUUACACAUUAAAUAAAGCAGGUCUGUAGUUGCGGUGGAGAGAAGUAUGAAAACUACAAUCUUUCUUUGUCUGCAAAACCUCAAUGAAUGAAGAAACAGACAGUGGUGUAUUUUCUUCAUCACGGGAAAGGGAAAAAGCUAUUCUUUAGCCAUUUUGAAGAUUUUUUCCCCUUGAAACAUAAAAACAAUCUGUUAAGCAGUGAUGAGGAGGAUUAAGGAGACAAAGCAGCAGCUGUGAAUCCAGGACUUUGAGUUCACAUCCACCGAUCUCAAAAUCUGCUUAUGAUGACAAGAGAGACAGGUGAUGCAAUUUGGUGAAAGCUGUGACUUUUGAUUAGCAGUUGUUGCUUUGGUGUAUCUGCAGGAGCUGUUUACAAGGCGGGCAUCAGACUGCAUUACGGGCCUCUGUAAACAAACACAUUCCAGUGUUGCAGGCCAGUGCGCAUCCGCUGACUCUCUGCCGGUAGAUGCUCUUUUCUCUGACGCUCUUCCUGUUGAGGCUGUAUCGACAACUCUCCAUCAUGUUCAGCUCGGACAGACUCACAGUCCCAGAUUAUGUCAGCCGGCUGCAGAGAGGAAGGAGCGGCUCCGGAGGCGACUCCAAGGCAGUUUCUCCCGGUAUCAACGCCGACGUCCAGGCGGUCUUGGACACCUCACUCCCCGCCCUGCGUUCCGCCAUCAGGAGGCUAAAGUCGUCCAAGGAAAGCUCCGAGUCAGAUGAGACCCGCAGGGCAGUGGCUGAGAUCUAUCAGCUGGUCGAGGAGGCCUGGGUUCUACCCACAGUUGGCCGUCAGGUGGCCGAAGAGAUCUGCAACAGGAUCCGGCUGGAUGGAGGCCUGGAGCAGCUACUUCAGCUCCAACAGACACCUACUGUGGAGAUCAUCUAUGAGUCUGCAAAACUGCUGGAGCAGAUACUGAUCUCAGAGAACAGGGACUAUGUUGCACGCAUGGGUCUGGGGGUCAUCCUCAACCUGACUCGACAGCAGGAAGAUGCCCAGCUGGCCCGCAGUGUUUCUGGCAUCUUGGAGCAUAUGUUCAAACACACAGAGGAGACAUCGGUCCAUCUCAUCUCUAAUGGCGCACUGGAUGCUCUCCUCUUUUGGUGCCGCGGCACAGACCCCACUGUCCUGCGUCACUGUGCUGUGGCCCUGGCAAACUGUGCCAUGUACGGUGGCCACCGCUGCCAGAGAUGGAUGAUUGAGAAGCAGGCGGCUGAGUGGCUGUUCCCUCUAGCUUUUUCCAAAGAGGAUGAGCUAAUUCGAUUCCAUGCUUGUCUGGCUGUAACUGUCUUAGCCGCAAACCGAGAAAUUGAGAAAGAGGUGGUGAAAUCCGGAACCUUGGAGCUGGUGGAACCAUUCAUUGCAUCUUUGGAUCCAGAUGACUUUGCACGGAGUUUAUUGGACAGUGCAGACUGCAUGCAAGGGAGGACUGCAUCUGAUCUGCAGCAUCUCUUGCCAUUACUGGAUGGCACAAGAGUGGAGGGAAAGUGCAUUGCAGCCUUUUAUCUUUGUGUUGAGGCCAGCAUAAAGUCCCGUCAGCGCAACACCAAGAUAUUUCAAGAAAUUGGUGCAGUGCAAAGCCUGAAAAGAAUAGUCAUGUACUCCAGUAAUGGUACAGCUUGUGCUCUUGCCAAGCGAGCGCUGAGCAUGAUGGGAGAAGAAGUGCCGAAACGAAUCCUGUCAUGCGUACCCAACUGGAAAACCUGUGAAGUGCAGAUGUGGCUGCAACAGGUUGGCUUUAGUGCCUUCUCUGACCGUUUUCAGGAGCUUCAAGUGGAUGGAGACCUCCUGCUGAACAUCACAGAUCAGGAUCUGAGCUCUGAUUUAAACAUGGCUGCAGGCCUCACCCGCAAAAGGUUUCUAAGAGACUUGCGUGUCCUGAAAACAUAUGCCAACUACUCCACAUGUGACCCAAACAACAUGGCUGACUGGCUGGCUGAGGUGGACCCUCGCUUUCGCCAGUACACCUAUGGCAUGGUGCAGUCAGGAGUGGAUCGCAGCAGCAUACAGAACCUGACUGAUCAGCAGCUCCAGCACGACUGCCACAUAGACAAUGGAGUCCACAGAGCAAAGAUACUUUCUGCCAGCCACAAACCUCUAAAACCAUCUCAAACAGAUGCCCAGCCUCUGGGACCCGACGUGUUCAUCAGCUACCGUCGGACUACUGGCUCCCAGCUGGCCAGCCUGCUGAAGGUGCAUCUGCAGGUGAGAGGAUACAGCGUCUUCAUAGAUGUGGAGAAGCUGGAGGCCGGGAAAUUUCAGGACAAACUCAUUCAGAGUGUACAGAGGGCCCGUAAUUUCAUCUUGGUCCUGUCUGCUAAUGCACUCGACAAGUGCAUGGAUGAUACUGGCAUGAAGGACUGGGUGCAUAAGGAAAUAGUCACGGCCCUGGCUGGGAAAAAGAACAUAGUUCCCGUCACGGAUAACUUCAUGUGGCCCGACCCCAUGUUACUGCCAGAAGACAUGAGAGCUAUUCUCAACUUUAAUGGCAUCAAAUGGUCUCAUGAAUAUCAAGAGGCCACAAUUGAGAAGAUCAUCCGAUUUCUGAAAGGACAUCAAGACCUAACUGACAGUCCAGAUGGCUCCAAAGGACAAAAGACGAAAUAAACUGACACAAAUGCAGUUUGAUCGCAGCUGUAACGACUAUUCAUGAUGCCAACUUCCCCAUAUCCUUCUGAGGAGAGUCUGGAAGUUUCCCCGCUAUGACAACCGCAUGUGAAGUGAAAGAUGACAUUUAGAUUCCAUGCUCACAUAAAUGAAUGGAGGCAGUAAUUUAAUCUAUAACCAGUAAAUACCAUUAAAAAGGAUGUUUCUGUUUAUAUGUAAAGAGCUGUAAGCCUUUGAUGUAAGUGCCCACAUAUUAUUGUAUAUGUAACCAGGUUUAGUAUACGCCUUCUGUAUCUCAGGAAAAUAACUGAUAAACCAGCUGUCAUUGGCACCUAGCAACAUCAAGCAAUUUCUGAGCACCAAAUAUUCAGCCUCCACCAGUUACUGUAAUGCAGUUAUCUUUUGUUUAACCUGUAUACUGUAUAAUAAAUAGUCCAAAGCAGGUCUCUGGUCUUAUUGCCAUUUUUAAGCUUAAAAAAAAAAGCCUUUCUUUGUAAUGAAAAUGUGAGUGUGAUCCAAGCUGCAGGCAUGAUGUCAUCCUGCACAGGAAUAGAUGAGUCAUCUCCAAUUUAAUUUCAAAUGUGUAAAUGCAUUGAAACAUUCACUACCAGUCCAAAUUUCCCAUUAAAUCUAACGGGAAAGUGUGUCCAAACAUUUGAAUGGUACUGUACAAGUAUUUACUGUGGAAUUAUUUAUGUGCUUAAUGACUGAAUAAAAUCAAUAAACAUC